ACUUUUCUGGCUUCUUUCACACUUGUACAUCUUCCUUCUAAUCACUGUCUCUACAGGAUUCAACUUCUUUAUCUGAGAUGUAGACACAGAAAAUACUGACAUUUUAUUGAAAACAUCAUAUUCAUCAUAAAAAAAUACUUUUACUUGUCCUUGGAGAGCUUUUCAAUACAAUCACAAGUUCAUUUUCUCACAGAAUUGUAGAGAAAAAGAUUUUUCCUUCCUGAAAGCAAUUUUCCUUUUAGCUUUUCCAUGUUUUUGUCCCCCAAAGAAAGCAAUUUUAAAUCUUAAGAGUAUUGUUACCUAAACAUUUCAUUUUUAUAGUCAUCAUUGUUCUUGCAAGCACUGUAUCCACUUGGAUUAGUAACCUUCACCUAACAUAUUAAGGAUGAAAACAUUCAAGACUUCUACAACAUGCAGCAUUUCUGUUGGAUAUUUGUACCUCUUAACAGGUUUUCUGAAGAUUGCAGAACCCUUUAAUGUGGAUGUAAAAAACGGACUAUCAUUCAAUGGCCCAGUAGAAAACAUGUUUGGAUACACAGUUCAACAAUUUGAAAAUGAAGAUGGGAAAUGGGUCCUUAUUGGCUCACCUCUGGAGGGUCAACCUACAAAACGAACAGGUGAUGUUUAUAAAUGUCCGGUAAAUAAGGCCAGGCAGCCACCUUGCACAAAACUUAACUUGCCAAGUUUAACAUCAAUUGCCAGUGUUUCUGAGGUUAAAGAAAACAUGACUAUGGGUUCCACAUUAGUGACAAAUCCCAAAGGUGGAUUUUUGGCAUGUGGACCUCUUUAUGCUUACAGAUGUGGAAGUCUGCAUUACACAACUGGAAUUUGUGCAAAUGUCAGUUCUAAUUUUCAAGUUUUAAAUUCUAUUGCACCUUCUGUCCAAGAAUGUCGUGCUGAGUUGGACAUUGUCAUAGUACUUGAUGGUUCUAACAGUAUAUACCCAUGGCACAGUGUUGUUGACUUUUUACAGAAUCUUUUAAAAAAGAUGGAUAUCAGUCCAAAUCAAACACAGGUUGGCAUAGUUCAGUAUGGAGAAAAUGUGACUCAUGAAUUUAAUCUAAACACAUAUAAUUCAACAGCAGCUGUAUUGCAAGCAGCUAUGAAAAUUAAACAGAGAGGUGGAUCACGGACUAUGACAGCUCUCGGUAUAGAUACUGCUAGAGAGGAAGCUUUCACAGAAGCAAGAGGCGCGAGGAGAGGAGUUGAAAAGCUUAUGGUUGUCGUAACAGAUGGGGAAUCACAUGAUAAUCACAGAUUAAAAAAAGUCAUUCAAAAAUGUGAAGAUGAAAAUAUACAAAGAUUUUCUAUUGCUAUUCUCGGGAGCUACACAAGAGGGAAUUUAAGUACAGACACCUUUGUGGAAGAAAUAAAAUCAAUUGCAAGUGAACCAAAAGAAAAACAUUUCUUUAAUGUCUCAGAUGAAUUGGCUCUUUCAACUAUUGUUGAAUCAUUGGGAGAAAGGAUAUUUGCUCUGGAAGCAACAAGUGAAAAGCAGGCAGCUUCUUUUGAAAUGGAAAUGUCCCAGGCUGGAAUAAGUGCUCAUUAUUCAAAGGACUGGGCUAUGCUUGGAGCUGUCGGAGCAUAUAAUUGGAACGGAACAGUAGUGAUGGUGAAAUCUGAUACUAUAUUAAUACCUGACAAUGAAACAUUUAGAACAAGACCUGAGGAACAAUAUGAACCUUUAGCUGCUUAUCUUGGCUACACUGUAAGUUCUGCUUCUGUAUCUGGAGAAGAAAUCUAUAUUGCUGGUCAACCCCGUUAUAAUCACACUGGCCAAGUUAUAAUCUAUAAAAUGAAUGGCAAAACAAUUCAGAUACUUCAGACAUUAUAUGGAGAACAGAUUGGAUCUUAUUUUGGGAGUGUUCUAAUGACUGUGGAUGUGGAUGGGGACGCAGAUAGCGACAUCCUCCUUGUUGGUGCACCAAUGUAUAUGGGGAGUGAAAAACAGGAGCAAGGAAAAGUGUAUGUGUAUGGUAUUCAAAAGAAUGGCUUUAAGUACGAGAUGAGUUUGGAACCCAUAAACCAAACAUGCUGCUCUCAGCACAAGGAUGCCAACUGCAAUAAUGACAAUUCUAAUGAACCUUGUGGAGCACGUUUUGGAACAGCAAUAGCCUUUGUAAAGGAUUUGAAUCUUGAUGGAUUUAAUGACGUAGCUAUAGGGGCCCCACUGGAAGGGGAUCAUCGAGGUGCUGUGUAUAUUUAUCAUGGCAAUGGAAAAACUAUCAAGCAAAACUAUGCUCAGCGUAUUCCAUCUGGUGGAGAUGGGAAAAAAGUUAAAUUUUUUGGACAAUCUAUUCAUGGACAAAUGGACUUAAAUGGGGAUGGUCUAACUGAUGUAACUAUUGGAGGAAUUGGUGGUGCUGCACUUUUUUGGUCUCGUGAUGUAGCUGAAGUAAGGCUAACCAUGGAUUUUAAUCCAAAUACAAUCAAUAUUGAAAACAAUAAUUGUAACAUUAACAACAAACACACAGUAUGCAUCAAGGCAAAGUAUUGCUUUAAAGUCAUUUUAAAGUCAGAUGACAAAAAACAUGAAAAGCUAGAUCUUGAGUAUCGGAUAACACUUGACUCGCACAGACUUUCAUCUCGAAGCGUUUUCUUUGAGUCUCAGGAAAGAAAGUUAGACAAUAUAUUGUCUAUUGAAACAACGCGAUGUGUGGAGCAUGACUUCUAUAUGCUGGAAAAGCCAGAUUUCUUGAACUCCUUAAACAUUUCUGUGGAGUUUAAUUUUCCAGACCCAGAAAAGGGACCCGUCCUCAGCAGUGAACUUCCAAACAUAGUUAAUGCAUUUAUUCCUUUUUCAAUGGACUGUGAAGAACAAAAAUGUAUUACUGAUCUUGUUCUAGAUGCCGAUAUAAGCAUGGGUGGAACCAGAUUUAACCAAGCAAUUGUACAACCCAACAAAGAUAAGUUUGAAGUCAUUUUGACUAUCACCAACAUUAAAGAUAGCGCAUAUAACGCAAGAGUGAUGGUGAAAUAUUCUCCAAAUAUUAUACUUGCUGCAAUUGAGGAUAAACCAAAAGUAAGCUGCGAUCCAGAUCAUGAUGUAGUAGUUUGCAAAGUUGGAUACCCAUUUCUUAGAAAGAAUGAAAGGGUUUCUUUCAAAAUAACACUACAGUUUACAGUUUUACACCUCAUGGAUAAUGCUUUUAUAUAUAUUAAUUCUACAAGUGAUAGUGAAGAGAAAACCGAAACAUUAUCGAACAAUGUGAAGAACAUUACAUUUCCAGUAAAAUAUGAAUCUUGGUUGACAUUUAUGAGCUCAACUAAAGAGGUCCAUGUCAGUAUUGCUGCAAAUGAUUCAAUCCCGAACAUAAUUAAUUCCACAGAAUUGAUUGGUCCUCAACUGAAACUCAGCUAUGUGAUUAGGAAGAGCGAUUAUAUUCCAAUGCCAACGGUCACAUUUCAGUUUUCAUUUCCUUACGUAACACCGGACAACAACAAACUCCUUUACCUCACUGAUGUCUCUACAUCCCAAAACGUCAAUUGCAGUGUUGAUAAACUUUUGGAUUCAUUGGGGAUAAAUUCUGGACAAAUACACACAGUUCAAAUGUUUAAAGAACAGUUAAGGGAUACCAUAUUGGAUUGUAAGAGAUAUCCUUGUUCAUCAUUUCUCUGUACUGUUAAAUCUUCUGAUAUUACUUAUGUGAACAUCUCAUUAAGAUUAUGGAAAGCAACCUUCAUAAAGGCUAGCAUUCAAAGUCUAAACCUAGUUGUAAAUGGUAGACUUCAUAGUGAAAAUCCUAUGAUUGUAUUAAACAAGGAGAGUGAAAUUUAUGAGACAAUGAUAAAAAUUUCAAAAGAGCUUGAACAUGGAAGAGUGCCUAUAUGGGUUAUUCCAUUAAGUAUUAUUGUUGGACUUCUGAUAUUGGCCCUUAUUAUAUUUGCACUUUGGAAGACUGGAUUUUUCAAAAGACCUCUGAAGAAGAAAAUGGAAGAAUAGAAAGUGUUCGUUAUAAACGGAAAUUAAUAUAUUUAUCAUUAAUAUAAUGCAAUCAAAAAUGGUGGUAUGAGUGAAACCAGUCACUCUUUCUGACCUGCAAGAGUUUGAAUCUUGAUUGCCAGUGAUAAACAACAUCUGGAAAACAGCACAAAACAAAAGCACAAACAGUGGUGUUAAGUGUUAUACCGCCUUUGAAAAAUUAGCCUGUAAUUUUUAUUUCUGUGACAGUUUUGUUCUUGAAUGACAUAGGACAUUGAUUUACUUUGUUAAAUUGACAUGAAAGUCAAAUAUUUUUUUAUUGACGCAUAGUAUGUAUCAGCAAUUAAGCACUGCAUUGCUAAUGAUCUUUACACAAAAGCAUGUUUUAAAAAUGUAAUUAUCAUCAGGAAAACUGGUAUAUACAGGAAAGGAACAAAACAAAAAUCUGGCAUGCAUUUUGAAAUAUACCUUUUAGAUUAUUAUAAACCUCAAAAUCAAUUUAAAAUAUAGAUAUAGGGAACAAAAAGAUCCCACACAUUAUUAAGAUUCACUAAUUCAAAUGUAUAAAAAAUAAAAUAAAGCAUUUAAAUAUAUGUAUAUAAUUAUUUAAAGCAACAGACAUUGAAAAUAAUUUAGGCGGAAGAAACAUUUUUACAUUUCUGAUGGUGCUUACUUUUUGUCACUUGUCUAGCUUUUUUGAGGGAGGGGAUGGGGGGGCUGCUAAAAUUCAUAUGAUAUAUAUAUAUAUAUAUAUAUAUAGUGUAUAUAUAUAUAUAUAUAUAUAUAUAUAUAAACACUAAAUAGCGCUACACCCGUAAUCUAGCCCUUAAUACUGUUAAAACUCAUUUUGACCAACUUUGUACCAUUUCAAAUAAGAACAAAUUCAGUUAAAAAAAAAAGAAAUAUUUUGCACCCAAACAGAUGAGUUUUGAUUAGUUUAUAGCUCAGUCAAACCUGGUUGUUUUUAAACUCUGUCAAAGUUGAUUUUGUAGUAAAACAAUUUGCCUUUGAGGUAACAGGUUCAUUUACACAAAUUAAAGUUGCCAAAACUGUCAAAUUUAUGCCAACUGUUUCCACCUAGCUUGUUUAACAUAUUGGCUUGAUAGUGGUAUUUCCAUCAUUAGACCAAAUCCCUCUGGGCAAAUCUUAUCUGCUAAUAAAACAGCAGAAUAUCAUUAUCCAAAUCUGGGAUUGACUGCUGCAAUUCAGAUUUAGUCAAACAAGGGUAUUUUUAUGCAGAUAUUUGUAGAAUAAUCCAAAACAUUUUGAACCAAAAAUACAGUUCUAGGAGCCGUUUCUCCCUGCUGCCCAAGGUUUCUCAACCCAUGAUUUAUAUGUCUGUUUUUCUGACAACAUUCACAUUUUAGUACAUCACAUCCAAUCCAAUCGUAUGUAAUGUGAUUUUAGCAAACUUACCUAUGCCUGCUCAUGAUUGGCCAACCACAUAUAUCCCUUUGCCGGAGUUAAAGUGAUAUUGUACUGUAAAUUAGUUUCUCCUUAAUGUGUUUAUAAUGACAGCUGCAGGGCAUGCAAUGAUUAGGAAAUUAUUCAUUUUGGUUUAUUAUUGUAUUUGAAAUAGUUAUGUUUGCUCAUUGAAGAAGAAGAAAAAAAAUGCACCCCAUUUAAAUGAGCUGAGUUUGCAGAAAGAAUACAUUUUCUUAUAUCAUCUAUUUCUCUAUACACACACAUAUGUCUAUACACAAAGAUUGAUACUUAGGGGCCGAUUUAACAAUGGCAGAAUGGCCCCUAAUUGCCCUGUUUCUGGGUGAGACUUCCGGCUCGCCAGAAACAGGCGUUAAGAAGCAGAGAUCUUAAGCCCGCUGCCUCUUAACUCAUGGACCUCUUCUGAGACUGUAGUAGAUUGGCAACCCCUGCUAGUGGCUAAUUGGUCGGGAAUCUGCAGUGGGCGACAUUGCACAAGCAGUUCAGCGAUAUCUGGCGCACCACACUUGUAUUAUGCCCAGCAGUAAAUGGGUUAAUUAGGUAGCUUGUAGGGAACAUGUAGGGUUUAUUUUAGCUUUAUUGUAUAGUAGUUGACAACCCAAAGUAUUGAUCUAGGCCCAUUUUGGUAUAUUUCAUGCCACCAUUUCACCGCAAAAUGCGAUCAAAUAAAAGAAAAAUUUUAACUUUUUCACAAACUUUUUCACAAACUUUUUCACAAACUUUAGGUUUCUCACUAAAAUUAUUUACAAACAGCUUGCAUAAAUGGUUGUAAAUGCUUCUCCUGGAUCCCCUUUGUUAAAAAACAGCAGACAUAUAUGGCUUUGGCGUUGCUUUUUGUCACUGCUAUUUUAAGUACUGGCAGAAAGUCUGCCAGUACUAAAAUAAAAGGCUUUUUUUAUUUUUUAUAUAUUCUGCAGUGUUGGAUCCCCCUUAGCCCCCAACCUCCCUUAACCCUACCCCAAACAGUUCUCUUACCCUCCCCCUUCUACCUAUUUUCCGCCAUUUUGGGUACUGGCAGCUAUCUGCCAGUACCCAGUUUGAUAAAAAAAAAAUUGGUAUUUUUUUAUUUUAUAUUACAAAACCAAUUUUCUGUAGUUUAGCUGCCCCCCUAAAUACCCUGCCCCCUCCCAGAUCCCUUUUCCCAAGACUUAUCUCCCUCCUUCCUUACAUUGUAAUGUACUAAGAAUGUAUUAAACAGUGUUAACAUGAAAGUAACUGUACUUCGUAAUUAAUUUUUUAAGUGUUUCAUGAAACUUUUAUGUUGCGCAAAACUGUUAACUACAGGUCUUCGAGUGCGGAAAGUAUUGUUACAUAAAAGGUGAAUGCACGUGCACAAUUGCAGUUUUUCAAGACUUGUAACACAUGCAAAAUCGAAAUUGAUUGCGAAAAUACCACAUUGCGCAUUAAUGACUCAUAACGCACUACUUGUAAUCUUGCCCUUUGUGUUGGCUGUCCCUUUAAGGUGCACAGUACAAAUUGUAAUAAAACUACAAUGUGCAUUCAAAAAACCACUGUGACAUUUGUAUUUAUAAUACAAAAUUUAAAACAUAUUGUUUAAAAUGAGUUUUCCCACAGCUGCUAAUUCUUGUUUGCAUAGUAUUUUUUUAAAGAGUGUAAACAUUAUCAUAUUUUCAGUAUAGGUAGUGGUUUUAAAAGGCAAAAAAACGUUAUUUCAAAUGGCCUAAUAAAGGUAAAUGAGCUAUUUGUAAGAAUUGAAAUUUACUCCAGCAGAUAAAAUUGAUCAUUAAGAAUACACAAUAAAGCAGAGAAAAUAUUACAGUACAAUGUCAAUUUAUAUAAAUAUUGAUAAAAGGGAAUUUACUAAAAAUAAACAGAACAUUUUAUUUUCACUGUAGAAUUUCACUUUAACUUAUAGUAAUUUAUUUGCAUGAAUAAAAUAAAAGAAAAUAUAUAGGGUAGGGGGCGCCCUUGGCUAAUGAUAAUAAAUGAUAGAGAUAUAACAUUCUGUAACAAAGAUACCAAAAUAAAUAAAUAACUAAAUACAAUUGCAAGUUAAAAAAUAAUAAUAUUGGAAAUAUUCAAGCUACAUCGGAGGCCAGUCUGCUGGGUGACUGUUAGAUUCCAGCCAGCUCCAAUAGCACCAAGAGAGGUGCUUCAACAAAUGUGAGUGCAAACUUCUCAUAUACCAUCUUACAACGGCAUAUACAGUGCUAGGCCAUGUGGCGCUUCUGUUUCUUUGUAUCCCUCUACAGAUUGAUGAAAAUGAAAUACUUUGUCAGGGUAGAACAAUUAUUAAUAGAGGUGAUUGAACUAAGCAUUUUCUGGGUUAUAAAAAUACUCAAAACGUCGGUAUCUAAAGUGUUUGUCAUUUCUUUGUAAAACUAAAUUCAUGUAAAAUAUGAAAAGCGUUAAGGAUGUAGAAAUAUAAAAAUAGAUUAUUUAUUAAAAUGAUGUAGGUUCCUAGUGCAGUCCAAGAGUGAGAUGAUAAUAAAAAGGAUUAUUUUGUAAUGUUUUGCAUAAAAAAUUUUUUAAAAAAACUAAUGUACUCAAAAUCAGGUGUAAACACUUAAAGAGACAUGAAACAACAAACAUUUCUUUCAGAAUUCAGAUAGCUCAUACAAUUUCAAAUAACUUUCCAAUUUACUCAAAAUAUCAAUUUUGCUUCAUUCUUUUGUUUUCCUUUAUUGAAGGAGCAGCAAUAUGCUACUGGGAGCUAGCUGAACACCUUGGUAAACCAAUAAUAAGAGGUAUAUAUACAGUAUGUACAGCCACCAAUCAGCAGCUAAUUCCCAGCUCCUGAGGCUACCUAGCUAUGCAUUUCAACAAAGGAUAUCAAGAGAAUGAAGCAAAUUAGAUAUUAGAAGUCAAUUUGAACGUUGUUUAAAAUGAUAUGCUCUAUCUGAAUCAUGAAAACAUUUGUUUGGGUUGUAUAUCCCUUUAACUACUUUAUUUUAAAAUUGUACCAUGACUAUUUCAAUAUAAUGUGGUUUUCUUUCUUUAUAUUAUGGAAUGUACAGAAAUUAUUGACUUGCACAUAUAAAUAUCAAGUGCUGUACUGUUUUCUUUUUGUCAAAUCUGCUGAUUAAAUUUUGUCACAACUGGAUUUUUUACCACAAUUAUUUUAAAGUGAAGGUUAACUUUGUUCGUUGCUAAUGCAAUAUUUUAUUUAUCACCCAAAAUAAAUGGCAGUUUCAUUCAUCAUUA
Molecule: messenger RNA, 8530 nt
Organism: Bombina bombina (fire-bellied toad)
Lineage: Eukaryota; Metazoa; Chordata; Amphibia; Anura; Bombinatoridae
Gene: ITGA1
Product: integrin subunit alpha 1
Exons: 30
Coding region: 386-3943 (1185 amino acids)
Biological process (GO): cell-cell adhesion; integrin-mediated signaling pathway; cell adhesion mediated by integrin
Cellular component (GO): integrin complex; external side of plasma membrane
Molecular function (GO): integrin binding
Source: RefSeq, a predicted model, not a curated record